AUGAGAUCAAUUAGCCUGUUCGUUCUUUACACGUCUGUUGUAGUUACUACAGCAUUCACAUUUCCAAACAAUGAUGUAGAUGCAUCUUGCAAUUGUCGUCCGUUAAGGGAAUGCAGUUCCCUAUUAUCAAAAUUAAUAACAAGUCAUUCAACAGAUGCUGUGAAACAUAGAGCAUUUACCAAAUAUCUUCACUUAAUUAAUUGCGGAUACGUGCGUUCUGAACCGCUCGUUUGUUGUCCUGAAAAAAUUCCUAGUGAAAUUCUUGAAAUUGUGGAUGACAAAAAAUACUGGACUGCGUCACAGCAACAGAACAGUAUAAUAAAAUUGAGGCUCGCUAUUGAAAAUGCCAAAUCUCCAUCUCUAAAUAAUGUUGAUCCAUUUCCUGAAUGUGGUCUACAUUGGCAGGGAGAAGAUACCAACAGUAACGUUACAAGCCUUGGAAAAUAUCCUUGGUUGGCAUUAUUGGAGUAUAAGACCUCUGACAAGCAUAAACAAAUUUUGUGUGGAGGUGUACUCAUAAGUGAUCAGCAUAUCCUCACAUCAGGUCAUUGUGUAAGAUCCAAUCUAAAUCUCAAGUUAGUCAGUGUAAUUCUAGGCGAGUAUGACACAAAUACCAAUCCAGAUUGCAUACACCAAGAUCGCUACCAUGAACCUCUAUGUGUGGAUUCUGUAAAAAAGUACAACAUUUCAUCCUCGAUAAUACAUCAUAAAUACGACCAAGGGCUUUCCUUUCUUAUACUACCAAGUAAUAAUGAUACAUCCGACGUUGAUCUAUACAACAUUGGUCUCAUAAAGCUCAAAGAGAAGGUUCAAUUUACAAAAUACAUUCAACCAAUUUGUUUGCCAUUGGGAAAACCAAAUUACAAAAACUUCCAAGUUGCUGGUUGGGGAAGAACACAUACAUUAAAUGUCAAAGGAUUCAAUAAAACGUUAAUAUCUUAUGUGACUCAAUGCAAACCUGACGAUUAUAAAAAGUUUGCAAUUAGACGUAUCUACGAUGAAAGUGAAUUGAUUUGUGUUACUGCUUCAAAAAAUAGUGUUGAACAGCCUUGCGUCGUCGACUCUGGUGGUCCACUUAUCGGUUUCGAGACAAGUGAAAGUGGAAGAACAAGACCGACUGUUUUUGGCAUUAUGUAUGCGAUCAUGCCCUGCGAACAAGACGAAGAGCAAGAAGCUCUAUCCGGAAUCUUCACGAAUGUGUAUACUUACAAGAGCUGGAUAAUUAAACACAUGAAGUCAUGA
Molecule: messenger RNA, 1242 nt
Organism: Phymastichus coffea
Lineage: Eukaryota; Metazoa; Arthropoda; Insecta; Hymenoptera; Eulophidae
Product: phenoloxidase-activating factor 1-like
Exons: 3
Coding region: 1-1242 (413 amino acids)
Biological process (GO): proteolysis
Molecular function (GO): serine-type endopeptidase activity
Source: RefSeq, a predicted model, not a curated record